AUGCUCCAAACGUCUAAAUUGCUAAAUGCAAGAGCAUUUUUUAUUCUUCUUUUCAUCCGACAAUUCGAGAUUCACGCCUCUGUCAAACUGAGAGAACCUAGUCAUGGUCUGCCAACAGAUCCCAGUAAGGUUUCAGCAAUGGAUCUGAUCGUAAAAGCGAACAUUGGACAUGACUCACGUCAUCUUAUCGAAGGGGACAUUGUUCCCAGCAGAAAAAGAAAUGCUGUCGGGAUAGACGCUUGGAAGUGGGGAGGACAUCACAUUCCAUAUACUAUAGACGUAAACGGUUUCAGUACAUAUGGACUAAAGGUGAUUAACGAGGCUAUUGCACAAUUCAAUGAAGACGUUUCCUGUAUAAAAUACGUACCACGAAACAAAGAACAAGACUAUGUCAGGAUAACUCAUGGAUUUGGCUGCCAUUCCUCAAUCGGUCGCGACGGUGGCCGACAGGAUGUGACGUUGGGUGACAACUGUUACUACAAAGGCGUCGUCAUGCAUGAACUGACGCACGCGGUAGGAUUCUUCCAUGAACAGAGUCGAUACGACCGAGACAAGUAUGUUGAGGUGCGAUGGGAUAAUAUUAUGGACGGAAAAGAUCGUGACUUCGUCGCCGAGUCUCGCAACAUCCUGAACACAUUGGAUUCUCCUUAUGAUUACGGAAGUGUUAUGCACUAUGGCGCCACCACCUUCUCCAAGAACGGUAACCCUACCCUUAAAGCCCUGUUCGACGAUAAAGGUACAAUGGGCCAAAGAGACGGGUUUAGUGCCGUGGAUAUUUGGAAGAUUAAUAAACUUUACGGAUGCACGACAGAGGAUGCUCCCAAACCUGUGUGGAUGGUUCAAGACACAGCUACAUCUGUUACAACAACAUCAAAAUCACCAACUACGCCCAGGCUGGUUACAAAGACUACUUUCAGAGCAACGCAAACACCAUCGACGAUCGCUGCGUCAUCAGUCACCAUGCCUAGAAUAACUACAGUUGUCAAACCGGCAACAUCACAACCAACAACAACGACAACACCAGCUAAAACAACAUCACAACCAACAACAACGUCAACUCCAGCUAAAAAGACAACAUUAAUGCCGACAACAACGUCAACACCAGCUAAAAAGACAACAUUGCUACCGACAACAACGUCAACACCAGCUAAAAAGACAACAUUGCUACCGACAACAACGUCAACACCAGCUAAAACGACAACAUCACAACCAACAACAACGUCAACACCAGCUAAAAAGACAACAUUGCUACCGACAACAACGUCAACACCAGCUAAAACGACAACAUUGCUACCGACAACAACGUCAACACCAGCUAAAACGACAACAUUCGGAAGAACACAAAAACCAACUUCGGACUCCACACCAUCGACAAUAUUAUCCUCUUUGAUAAGUCACACCCCCUCCAGUGUACCGAUCACACCAUGCCAGUCGGACCCUCUGUUGCCACCAGGAAUAAGUGGUGCCCCAAGUACGUUUGACGCCGUUGUCUUUCAAAACUCCUUGCGCGUGUUUUGGACCAAACCCUGCACGGAACACACAAUAAAGGCGUUCAUACUGGCAUACUGGCAGACAGGAGGGAAGAGGAUCAAAGUACAAAUUGAUCCUACAAAACGUACAUAUUAUAUAUCAACUCUGUAUCAUCCCGGGCGAAAGUUCCACGUUACCAUAGCAACGCAAACUGCAAGGGGAGAGGGCCCAACUUCUGACAUCAUUAGCACAUAUUCAGCUUGUGGCUAUGAAAUCAGCCUGAAAGAAAAUGGAACCUUCGACAAGAUUCACUCUCCAUACUUCGGCCAAGGAUAUUACGAGCCGGACGUCGCUUGUCAGUGGAUAAUCAAUAUUCCCCUAGGUCAAAGGUUAAAGGUUGAGUUUGUUGCCCUCGAUUUCGUUAGAAGCGAUGGGUGUAAUGGUGAUUUUGUCAAGGUCAAUGACAUGAUGUUCUGUGACACUCUACCUCAGAACGGAUAUAUUCUCAGCGACAAAUCCUCCAAUAAGAUCAUGUUUUAUUCCAAAGCUGGCGCGGCAAAUAAACCAGGCGGAUUCAAGGUUUUUCUCAGCGUUGACGGGAAGACGCCGAAAAAUGUCACAGCUUUGUCUGUGCCUGGUCUUAUUCAGUUAUUCUGGGAGGCUCCCGAGGGAAAACUGGGAACCUCAUACCACUACAAUCUUAGGUACCGACUUAUUCCGGAACACCGUAUGUCCGAAAUACGGCUAGACUCUCAUAGAAACUUCUUUCCGAUCGCAACAGGCACACAUUACGGGCGACAGUAUGAGAUCAACAUGGCAACAGUGGAUGUGAUAGGUGGUGUAAAUGCCAAGGGUACAAACUACAAGACCAAUGUUCGAGCAGUCUGUGGCAGAAACAUCACUGUGGAGGAACCAGGGGUCUUGAGAAGCCCUCAUUAUCCAAAUCAAUAUGAACCGGACACUGUGUGCGAAUGGAACCUCAUCAUUGAAGAUGGUUACGAAUUGACCUUGACCUUCAAUGAUCUCGACCUUCAGCGGAUACCCGACUGUCUUUUCGACUACGUUGACAUUGAAGGAAUCGGGAGACAUUGCGCGAUGUCCGAUCUAUAUAACGCUACCAUCGUGUCAAGGUCAAAGGUCACAAAAGUCAGAUUUGUUUCAAAUGAUGAAACUGAGCUGAGAGGAUUUGAGUUGAAGUACACAAAGACUACUACUCCAUAA
Messenger RNA from Ylistrum balloti, 2691 nucleotides. RefSeq lists its product as uncharacterized. Lineage: Eukaryota; Metazoa; Mollusca; Bivalvia; Pectinida; Pectinidae. The coding region runs from base 1 to 2691 and encodes 896 amino acids. Gene Ontology annotation, biological process: proteolysis. The transcript has 15 exons. Gene Ontology annotation, molecular function: protein binding; metalloendopeptidase activity; zinc ion binding. The record is from RefSeq and is a predicted model, not a curated record.